GCAGAAGCGAUGCUGUACAAGAAAACACUCUCCCGCCAUGGCUAGGUCUUACAAUCUCCCAUUGUGUCAGACGAGAAAUCCUUUGAGCCUUCAGGCCCGCAAAGCAGCCGCUUCCACGAAGCACCCGAGGGAUCCGAAUUGGCUUCAGAGAUGAUGGAAACUAGCUUAUGAGAUUACGAGGUCGCCGGCUGAUACGGAUGGGCAAAACUUUUGGUUUGGGGGCCGAAUAAGAGAUUGAAGCUGGAAUCGGAUUCAAAGUGAGUCAAGUAUGGUCAUCUGUAGGCUAUAAAAGGACCCGUAGGGUGGAAGCUUUCGACAUGGGAGCAAGAGGCGCGCAAAACAUCGAAAACUUCCAAUUGACUGUUUUCAUAUCAUCAUGUUCCGUACGAUUUGGCCCUGGAUAGGGCUGCUGUCGGCAACCUAUGCCGCUCCUCAAGCGCCCAUUGAUUUCCCGACGCUUCUCGCGAAUAAAACCAACCUGUGGUCUCACGGCACGGUGGUGUCAUUUCCCGAGAAUGCCUACUUCGAGAAUGCCACCGAGCGCUGGACCACCUGGGCGGCGCCCAGCUACUUUGCUGCGGUCAGUCCAGCUACCGAACAGGACGUGGUCACCGCUAUCAAACUGGCAACCUCCGCAAACAUCUCUUUCCUGACCACUGGCGGCCGCCAUGGAUUCACGGUCACGUUGGGGGAGCUGGAUCAAGGACUAGCAAUCGACCUUGGCCAGCUCGAUUCCUACCAUAUUGACUCGACCGCCGAAACCGUCACCAUAGGCGGGUCCACCACCAUUGGUGACCUGCUGGAACCGCUCGCUGCGGCAGGGUUCAUGAUUCAAAGCGGCUCAGGCUCAUGUCCGGGAUACGUCGGUCUGACUGUGGGCGCGGGGGUCGGACGGUACAUGGGCUACUUUGGCCUGGUGAUGGACGGCCUGCUCUCCGCUCGGAUGGUGACGGCGGACGGCAGACUGGUGGAGGUCUCUGCCACCAAGAAUCCCGAUCUCUUCUGGGGGCUGCGAGGCGCCGGCGCGAACCUGGGGGUCAUCACGUCCGCCACCUACAAGCUGCACCGGAUGUCGGACCACAACGACGGCAUGAUCAUGAAUGCCGACUUCAUCUUCCCCCUCAACCACACCGAGGCGUACUUCCGGUACCUGGCCACGUGGAGCGGACGCAUGCCCGCCCACGUGGCCGCCAUCACGCUGGUGAACUAUAACACCACCACUCAGGAGCCUCAAGUCCACGCGAACUGGAUCUAUAUCGGCCCCGAGGCCGAGGCCCGGCAGUUCCUGGCCCCGAUCCUCGCGCUGCACCCCGCCUCGUCGACGCUGACCUACGUGCCGUGGAACAAGCUGCUCGCCACCGCCGGCGGCGCCGGCUUCAACGACGCGCUGUGCCAGAAGGGCGCCAACCGGAACUUCUACACCGUGAACCUGCGCAAACUGACCGCGGCCACCUUCCAGGACACCUUCGACCAGAUGGCGGCGUUCUACGCGGGCUACCCAGACGCCCCGUCCACGUACAUCAACAUCGAGACGUUUCCGAACCAAGCCACCGUCGCCGUGCCAGACCAUGCCACCGCCUAUCCCUGGCGGGACGCGAUCGGCUUCAUCCAAGUGGGCAUCAUCCCGGACGAGGGCGCCAGCGCCGCGACGCAGCAGGCCGGCGACGCGCUGGCGCUGCGGCUCCGCCAGAGCUGGGUCCAGACCUCGGGCUACCCCGACCUCUCCAUCUACGUCAACUACGCCCACGGCGACGAGACGCUGGAGCAGAUCUACGGGCGCAGCAAGUUGCCGCGGCUGGCGGCGCUGAAGAAGCAGUGGGAUCCCACGAAUGUUUUCGGGUAUAAUAAUGCUUUGCCUACGAGUUAUCACGGCACGAAGCCGUGAUUGGUCUGGCCUGACGCAACUGAAAGUCAAUCAACUAAGAUGAACAGGG
Molecule: messenger RNA, 1934 nt
Organism: Aspergillus japonicus CBS 114.51
Lineage: Eukaryota; Fungi; Ascomycota; Eurotiomycetes; Eurotiales; Aspergillaceae
Product: FAD-binding oxidoreductase
Exons: 6
Coding region: 377-1885 (502 amino acids)
Molecular function (GO): oxidoreductase activity; FAD binding
Source: RefSeq, a predicted model, not a curated record